This is a messenger RNA of Penicillium roqueforti, 615 nucleotides long. RefSeq names its product guided entry of tail-anchored proteins factor 1. Lineage: Eukaryota; Fungi; Ascomycota; Eurotiomycetes; Eurotiales; Aspergillaceae. Bases 1 to 615 code for a protein of 204 amino acids. Gene Ontology annotation, biological process: tail-anchored membrane protein insertion into ER membrane. The record is from RefSeq and is a predicted model, not a curated record. The transcript has 3 exons. Gene Ontology annotation, cellular component: GET complex.
AUGUUGUCCCUCGUCCUCACAGUCUUUUUCUUGCACGUCGCAAUUUUCCUGGUCAAUACGGUCGGCGCGAGUACCGUCGAUGGUCUUCUAUGGCUCCUUUAUCUAAAACUGCCGACCUCAACCUCGCGGACUGCACGGAAGCAGCAGGAGCUGAAGCGCCAGGUCCUCGAGCAGAAACACGAAAUGAACAGCACAAGCUCCCAGGAUGAGUUUGCGAAGUGGGCGAAGGCUAGAAGACGACACGACAAGACUAUGGAGGAAUACGAAGCGCUGAACAAGACCCUCACCUCUAAAAAGUCCUCCUUCGACUGGACCGUCAAGAUCGCCCGCUGGAUCAGCACAAACGGAUUGAAGAUGUUCCUCCAAUUCUGGUACUCGAAAACGCCUGUUUUCCCGCUUCCCGAGGCUUGGUUCCCCUACUAUGUUGAAUGGAUCGUGUCCUUCCCUCGCGCCCCGCUUGGAUCCGUCAGCAUCCAGGUAUGGAGCAAUGUCUGUGCGACUAGCAUUGCGUUCGCCGCCGAGCUUGUAGGAGCACUGCUGGUGCAGGUGGCUGGCCAGAAGAAGGAACCCAAGGAGGAUGCGCCUGUCGGUGCUGAGGGCAUCAAGGCCCAGUGA